Molecule: messenger RNA, 1054 nt
Organism: Contarinia nasturtii (swede midge)
Lineage: Eukaryota; Metazoa; Arthropoda; Insecta; Diptera; Cecidomyiidae
Gene: Gste8
Product: glutathione S-transferase E14-like
Exons: 4
Coding region: 158-832 (224 amino acids)
Biological process (GO): glutathione metabolic process
Molecular function (GO): glutathione transferase activity
Source: RefSeq, a predicted model, not a curated record
UCUUACACACUAUAUAUAUUCAGUUUUUGUUCGGUUAAAUUGUUUUAGUUCUUAUUCAAUGUUGUCAGAAGCAUAUUGAUCGCUUGAUCUGUGUGAAUUUCUUUGAAUCGAUCGUGUUGAAAUUUGGAAUUAUAUUUCGAUAAUAAAUGUUAUAAAAAUGAAGCCGGAAUUAUAUUUGGAUAGACGUAGCCCACCAGUUCGAAGUGUUUUAAUGCUUAUUCAAGCGCUUGGAAUUGAAGUUGAAGAAAAAAUCAUUGAUUUAUCGAAAGGCGAACAUUUCGGUGAAAGUUUUUUAAAGAUAAAUUCAUGCCACACGGUUCCAACGUUUAGAGACUCGAAAAUAACGCUGACCGAUAGUCAUUGUAUUUUGAUAUAUCUAUGUGAGAACUAUGGAAAAGGGAACAAUUUGUUAUGGCCAUCGGAUCCAUAUCAACGUAUUCAAGUUCUUAGCAAACUUUUUUAUUCUGGAACUUUGUUGUUUCGUCGGGAUAGCGAUGCAAUUGGCCAAAUAAUCAUCAACAAACUGAAAAAGGAACAAGUUGAAGAGCAUGCGGUUAAAUUUCGUGAGCAGUUUGACAUUUUGGAAAAUUUCUUAACUGAAAAUGAAUUCAUUGCAUGUGACACAAUGACAAUCGCCGAUUUUUCUGUAGUUACUAUUGUUUCAACAAUGGAUAUGAUUGUUCCAGUUGUGGUGGAAAGUUGGCCGAAACUCCAUAAUUGGUGGUUCAAUCAUAUGAAAAAAUUGCCAUUCUAUGAAAAAGUCAAUCAAGACGGCUUGAACGCUCUCAAAGAAUGGGCAAAACAAAGUACUGAUUUUAAAAUCAACAUGUAAAAAGAUCUUAAUCUAUAUGUCCGUAGGGGACAUAAGCUUGAUCCAAUUUAAUAAGAUUAUAAGAAUAUAUAAUUUUCUUUUCUUUUUUUUUUCAUCAUUAUUUUAAAACUUUUUACACACAAAUUAAAUUCGAUCAAUAAAAAUGACAGUUGAAUAGUUGGUUAUUUAGUUAUUAUGUGAACGACACCCAAAGAAACGAAAAUUACAAUGGCACACAUACAA